GCUCUGUGUCCCUUGGACACAGCGGAUCACGGAAAGAGCCGAAGAUGUCGGCUCAGUCAUGUGAUCAGCUGUGUCCAAUCACAGCUGAUCACUGAUCAUCAGGGCACUGAUGAUCAGUGUGCCCUGAUGAUCAGUGUGAACCCAGAAGUGCCACCUGUCAGUGCUCAUCAGUGCCACGUGCCAGUGCCCAUCAGUGCCACAUCAAUGCCACAUAUCAGUGCAUACCAGUGCACAUCAAUGCCACAUAUCCGUGUCCAUAUGAGCUGCCUUUCAAUGUCACCGAUCAGUGCCAGUCAGUGCCACCUAUCAAUGCCAAUCAGUGCCACCUAUCAGUGCUGCCAAUCAGUGCCACCUACCAGUGCCAGUCAGUGCCGCCUAUCAGUGCCAUAUAUCAGU
Staurois parvus is the source of this 396-nucleotide messenger RNA. The record is from the annotation of a GenBank genome assembly. NCBI's taxonomy places the organism in Eukaryota, Metazoa, Chordata, Amphibia, Anura, Ranidae.